AAAAUCUGUAAACGCGAUGCGUCUGUGGUGCGGACCGGUUGUGUCAGUCGGAGCGUAAACGUUAGAUAGAUCGGCGUCGACGGUCGCAGUCGUGUCCGGUUUUAUUAAUAUAAUAAUAUGUAUAAUAUGUUUUAAGGCAUACGUAAACAUAUUAUAUCAUUUAUAUAUAUCUCGUGUAGUGAAAAUUAAAAAUAAAAAAUAAUAAUAAUAUAAUACGCAUCAGUGUUCCAUCCGAGAUCAACAGGCGCGUCCGAUGAACGGUUAUUUAUUUAUCAUCGAUAUAACAUAAUAAUAUAAUUCAAUAUAAUAUUAUUAAUAUAAUAUUAUGUGUGUGUGUGAUACCAUUGACCGGAGACGAUGACUGUUGCGAUUCACCGCCGGCGCAGCUACCCUACACCGUCCACACGUUAUAGGUGAAAUGCAAAAUCCGAGCUGAAGCCAACGCGAAGUAUCGACAACAACGACGAGCAGGAAAUCCACAAGACAGUAGAUAAUAUGGUGUUGCGCCCGUGUGAGGAAUACGGUAGUUACACGAUGGAUAACUACCCGCAAAACGGCGGCGGUGGCCAUCAUUUUUACGAGAGCAUCAAAACCGAAAUGGAAAGUUUUCGGUUGCGUGGCGCGGACGGAAAUUUUUCGGCGUCGGUGGCGGCCACGUCCGAUGCAUUGCUCAGUGACGACACUAGCUCGAUAGCGUCAAAGAAACGAAUAGACAGUAUGUUCAAGACGACUGCUUCCGCUGCGGGUGACACAAAGCGGACGUCCGGCCACCGCGCUGGCCGUCAGACCCAGUCGUUGGCCGACGACAAGAACCACUACGACGAGGAUGUAGGUGGUGGAUAUUUUGAUUACGGUUAUGCCCCCGGCACCAACGAUAGAAACAACAACGGCAACAAUAACAACAACAAGAAUACGGUACAAGAGAAGAUCGAAAAGAUGUUUGCGGAAAUCAGUUCCUCGGAACUCGACACUGAUGUAUCGAUGGACUCCUCAGCGGUAGCGGCAGAGACGGGUAGCAACAAAUUCCACGUGCAGUACAUAGGGUGCGCGGGGCUGUCGGGCAAGAUAUCAUCGUUGGAGGGCCUUCAGAAGCCCGUCCGAGACAUGUACUUCGGUUACCGGGAAAACCAACACCAUUACCGCGGCGGUGGUAUCCCGAAGCGUGGUUAUUACGACGACGAGAUCCGGGCCGAAGCACGGCGUGACUUCUCCGGGUUGUUGGAGAUAUCUGCAGCCGGUCUUACCAUCCGGUACAGGAACGGGUUGGGUGACACGGAGCAGCGGACCAACGCAUUCCCAUCGAUCGCUGUGUGGGCGGCUCUGAAAUAUGUAUGCCGCCGCCGGUCGCCACCACCGCAACGGAGAAUCGUCGGAGAAGCCACCACCACCGUCGUCGGUUACGAGUACGCUUUCCUGCCGCUGAUCGCCGAUCCAGAUGGAUCGGACAAGGCGCCGCUGUUCCGGGACAUGGACGCCGGCGACCGGGCCCGGCUGGACGCAGCCGGCGACCACGCGCCUGUCUUCGCGGUGGUCACGCGCGCGGCCGGCAAGCGGCUUGAAUGUCACGGGUUUGCGUGCGAGACAGAAAACGACGCAUUGCUCAUGGCAGCCAACCUAUACGGGGCCCUAGUAACGGCUAUGUCUUCGGCCGCGGCGGCGGUAGACGUGGACGCGCCAAUGUCCGGUGAGGCGGCCGGACGACGGGCCGCUCCCUCGGCAAGGCGGGUCAUCCGACAGCGGAACGGGUUCACGAGCAUGAGUAGCACGGCUGGUUCGAGUGUGGCCGGUGGUGGUGUAGGGGAGGAAGCACCCGCCCUACCACCGCCUCGUCCACCACGCAGGAACAAAAAGUCCACGUCGUCUGUCAGCGCUUCGACAUCGGCCGGCGAUGACGGAAGAAGCGUUCCGUCGGCGAUGACGUCGGUUCGAGCAGACGACGGCAGCGGUGGUGACGUGUGCAGCGGUGCUAAAACGUUCCAGUUGACCGUCAAACAGCCUCCGUCGCUUCAGCGGGGUGUGUGUAACAGUAGCAGUGCUGCGGGCUUGGCAGACAUGCAUUCCCGCAGCACUAGACAGCAGCGUUUGGAUGGUGGCGGCGACAUACUCACCAAAGUGGCCAUACCCAGGAGCAGGAGUUUUCUGAAUUCUAACGGUUUGGCGUCCACUAAGUACUCGAGACGCGCAGCUGAUUGCGGGAUCGAGACGGCUGCGGCAGACAGGCGCCGCCGCCGAAGCAAUGGCAGCGGCGUCAUGGGCUUCUCUGACAUGUUCAACGAGAUGCGUGCACAAGAGGGCCUGAACAACAUGGACGACAUAUUGAACGCCAUCAUCAAUGUGGAGGGUAUGUCAUACAAUGACUUAAAGCCCAUUUACAAGGAGUUUCUAAUGAAAUUGGCGUUGACGCUUACCAAAGACGAGCUGUACCAGCGUACCAAAGCAAUAAUGACGGAACAGAAACGUAAGCGGAACAAGCGGCGUCCAGCGGUCGCCACACAGGCGGCCGGCCGCGGGCGUCGUUUCAAUGACAAGCUGCGCGAUGCAUUCAACUUUCGGGCGGCCAAGUCACGAAUCGGCUCCGUAUUGUUGCCGGAUUUUUGCAAGCGCAAAAACCGGAACAGUGCGUCCAGGAAAAAACAUCAAUUAGUGCAGCAACAUCAACAACAACAACAAAAGCGACGUCGAUGUUCGUGUUCGAUUAUCGCGGGGUCGUCCACCAGUCCAGCGGACCGGAAACCGGAACGCAAGUUUCAACGGCGGGUCGCAGCGGGCAAACGGUCAGUGGUCACGUCGGCAAAGAAAGGACGACGGAUGUCGGCCACGUCGUCGUCACCCGUCUGCAGCACUUCCGACGACAGUGACUUUUUUGCGGCCGCGGCGAUGCGGCAACGACAACAUCAACAGCUCCAACAACAACUGCUGCAGCAACUGCCGCAGCUCUACAAGAAGACGUCCAAAAAGCGUGGCGGCGGUGGUCGAGGAACGGCUACGGCGUCCGAGGCCGGUUGCCUGCACCGGGCGUCCAGCGGUUAUUUUAGCUGUUCCGAGUGUAGCGGAGGCGGUGCGAUUGACGACGACGGGUGCAGUUGCUGCGGUGACGGCGCUAUGGAACCGACUACGUCGCUGGUGUCAUGCAGCUGCGACUCGGACAGCUGCGCGGAAAGCGACAAGUGUUACUGUGGCCGUCCGCGGCGCCCGCGGAACAUAUUCGAUGAGCUCAAGAGCCGCGGGUUUGCCGCGUCCGAGUCGAGCGUGUCGAGGGCCGACUCGCCGGGCACCGCAUGGAAAAAGAAUGAGCUGCUCAUGCUGCUGCAGCAACGACACGACGAUAGUGGCCCCGGUAUGGGCGGCGAAUCGUCUCCGGCGACUGCCGGCGGCGGCAAGUGCGGAAUCGAACCGUCUAAGAGCAUCGAAUACCUCCAGAUGACGCACCGGGCCCGUCCGAGCGCCACCACAACCGUCGCCGGUGCAAAAUCGACCGCGGCGGCUGGUUCAUCGUCGUCGCCGUCGUCGUCCUUGUCCGCGGCCACCGUGUACUCGUCGUCGUCCGCGGUGCACCAACGUCGGCCGCAACCAUCACGCGGUGCCAAACACCACCACCGCCGUUCCGGUUCGAGCGGUUCGGACAACUUUCGCGCUAUCGAUUACGCGCUAUUCGCGGCCACUGCUGACGGCGCUGCGGGGCCGCGAAAGACACGUGGCUGCGGUGGCACCCGUCAGAAUCACCGCCGUCCGGAUGGCUCGCUGGCCGCCUCCUCGUCGUCUGUAGCGGUGGGCAGGCGGUCGUAUAGUUCCGAAGCCGUGCACAUGACCGGCUGUCGGGUGCAGUACGGUGGCCACGCGCGACAGCCUGCACUGCCACAGCAGAAAAAGCAGACCGCUAGACGACAUUCCGUCCACGACGGCGGCGGCGAUGACGUCCUGUCAACCUUUUUCAAAUCAGGCAUUGAAAACUCGUUAGGCUACUAUCCGUGACGAUUCGCGCCGCGUUAAAGUGGCGCGGCAAACGCUAUCGUUUCUGUAAGGUGGGGGGGGGAUCGAAAUUGUUUAAGAUGUUACCACCGCCUGCGUGCAGUAUUCAAUAUAUUCCGACAAAAUAAAUGGUUUAAUCUAUUUUGUUUCAUACCAAUAAUAAAAUUCAUAUAAUAUAAUAUAUUUUGGAAGGUCAUCUCGAUUCUCAACCAUAUUGUAUUAUAUCUACAAUUUUCCGGCUAACCCGAUAUUAAUAUCGAAAUUUCGACUACCACUGUUCCCAUGCUGCUUUUAAUUGUUUUUAAGACAAUUUUUGAAUUUUGUAAUCUAAAAAACAAAUAAAAAUCAAUUAAGUCUGCUCAACAAGACUUAAACCGUAAAGCAUAUUAUUAUAUUAUUAUUUUAUUAUAUAAAAUCGAUAAAGGUACUUCUACGAUUGAAUCACGAACAAACCGAUUUUCUAUAGGGCGAAUUUUCACCUCACUGGGAUUUGCCGCGAAUAGAAAAUGUUCUAUGACUUUUCCUACUAUUGUAUUAUAUGGUAUUAACUAUAAUAUUUUAUCCAAAAGACGAGUAUGUGGGUCUCAAAUCUAAAUUAUACUCUGGAAACAGAUAUUUUGAAAAUGUAAUGUACAAUUCUGUAAAAAAAAAAGUAAGCGAGUAAAUCUAUAGGUAGAAAACACUAUCCUAUGCGUGUUUAUUAUUAAUAUUACGUGUAAAUGGUUUUUUUUGUAUAUUAUGUUUUCCGUAUUAAGUUCUGUAAAGCAGACCUAUUUUGUCUUUUAGAUUACAAUAUUGUUCUAUAAUCAUACAACGCAGUGUUAACAUGGGGUAGUCACAAUAACAGCAUAAUAUUCUGUAUAUUCAGUUUAUUAUAGGUUAGGUUACUGAGUUUACCAGCAAAUUGUGUAUGUUGUCUCGGUCGCGAUAACCGAUAAUUACCUUAUAGUUCAUCUUAUAACGAAAUAAGCCACCAGUCAAUAUUUAACAGUCACCAGGGCACAGCCAUCCACCACCCAUUUAGAUAAGGGUGUCGACAUACAUCCAUGCUUCAUUACCAUCGUCAUUAUUAUUAUUUAUUAUUAAAUUAUUUUAUAGUUAGAUAUUUGUUUCUCCGAGUUUAGGUAAACGCUCGCACGUAUUUACAAGUUAAUGCAAUUUGUCUGUAAAAAGCUAGAGUUGGGAAAAUGUUUAAUUAAAUAACUAUUCGAAAAUAAAUAUGUAUUUGAAAUAUUUGAAUAAAAAAUUAUUCGAAAAAAUAUUGGUUUUUUACUAAAAUAACUAAUUGUAUUUUAAAAUUAUUUGAAUAAUUUUUUAUUAGAUUACUAUUGUGUUUAAAAAUUAUGCAAAUAGCAUUUUAUUUAAAUAAAAAUGUAUUUGAAUAUUGCCCUACUCUGUGACUGUAAAAUAAAUAUAUUUAUCGUACAUAUUAAUCUAUAAUAUUAUAAGACAUUAUAUGUUAAAAUAUUAUUUUUGUGCAGUGAACGGUGGAUGCAAUUAAGCAGUAUAGUAAAUAAGUAGUAUGUAUUUUAUUUUGAUUCGACGCAAUAAUUGUAAGUAUUUUGAGUGCAAUAUAAUAUAAAACAAUAUAUGUAUAUUAUCUAUUAAUUAGUAUGUACUUAAUAGAUAUCAUAUAAACAAGUUGUUUUUUAGAUAAGGAUUAAAAUUAAUAUAAUAUCCAUAAUUUAUAAAUAUAUUAUAUAUUGUUUUGCGUACCAUUUCUAUCUGUAAUAAGUUUUUUUUAGUAUUGAAAUAAUUUAUGAUUAAGUAGUGUACUUGUGUCGUAAUUUGUAAGAAAUAUUAUUUAAAACUCUUAACAUCUACACUAUAUUUUAAUAUAUAUUAAUAUUAUAAUUAUUUAUUUACUUAUGAAAAUUAUUAUUUUUGGUUUUAUUUUAGAACUUACGAAUUUGUACUUUUUAUAUUUUGAAAAAGAAUUUUUAGAUAGUUGUUAU
Messenger RNA from Metopolophium dirhodum (rose-grain aphid), 5924 nucleotides. RefSeq lists its product as uncharacterized. The transcript is spliced from 2 exons. Lineage: Eukaryota; Metazoa; Arthropoda; Insecta; Hemiptera; Aphididae. Bases 496 to 3972 code for a protein of 1158 amino acids. The record is from RefSeq and is a predicted model, not a curated record.